This is a messenger RNA of Pelobates cultripes (western spadefoot toad), 36619 nucleotides long. The record is from the annotation of a GenBank genome assembly. NCBI's taxonomy places the organism in Eukaryota, Metazoa, Chordata, Amphibia, Anura, Pelobatidae.
GUGGCAGUAGGUCAUCAGACAGAUGGCUGGGAAGAGUCAGUCUCAAAGUAAGAAGCUGCAAGCUCCAGCUGUGAGCUCUGAGACACUGCUAAACAACUCAUACAUAGGAGCCAUCCCUGAACACUCUGACUCGGCCAGCUGACACAGACUUAUUAAAACCCAAUGAUCUACAGCAGGACCUGUUUAUUCUGAACAUUUUGGAAUCAAGGAGGAUUUGACUUGGGGCAUUUUGAGUGGACUGUAAACAAACUAUCAAACUAUAUUACCGAUUACAGUAUCGAAAGAUCACAUCGCCAGCAUAUUCCUUAUAUUCGCCGACAGGAGCACAGGCACCCAUGCUGCUAGCACCCACUGUAUCCAGUGAGACUGUCACAUUGGAACGUUUAGUAUCACUCUGAGGUAAACAGAUCCACUCACAGCAACAAAGCUUCCAAGUUCCAAUUCGUUCACUGGCCGUUUGAUAGACUUGUUCGGACGGUGACUCCCCCAAUAAUUAAGAUAAUUAAGGAUUUGUCGCCAGCAGAACCAGAAGAACUUGAAAGGCAACGCCAAACUCAAACAGUAUUACGUUUGUCACCACUACUUCACCUGGGUCAUUAUUCCUUCUUGUUAUCUCAAUAUACCUCCAGUCCAAAGUGUUAUACCUCCAUACCAUCACAUUAUACCUCCACUCUAACGCCAUCUACUAGUCCACGGUGAUAAACCGUUGUUGUAGCAACCAGGACAUUAAGCAGUCUGUGGCUAUUUCUCAGGGAAGCCGAAAAAAACAUCUUCAGCAUCAAUGGGUUCUCUGAAAAUAUGGGAUAAUCUACAAGCCGGCAGCUCAGAUGUGGACUGGUGUGAAGAUAAUUACAAGAUUGUGCCCACUAUUGCAGAGUUCUACAACACGGUGUGUACCAUUCAUAUAUCACAUUACCUCUGUCUGUACAGGUUGUCUCCAUCUGCUAACCUGUAGAUCUAGGAUUCCUCAACAUUCCUGGCUGCUAAACUGAGUCAAUAAGAUAAGUGCCUGUAUUAUUAGUUGUCUUCUACUGCAUAUGAAACUUGUGGAUGCUACUUUGUUUCACCUCUAUCCUGCCUUUUUGCUGCAUUCUCAUUCCCUCUGUUUAUGGACAGGGGAUGUAGUCUUUGGGUGUCACAUACUCAUCACAUGAAAAUGUAAGACGUAACCAUAUACUCAUCAAGUAAUAAUAGACGCCUUCUAAAUUGUAUAUCUGCCUGAUUUAUGAUCCUACCUGAAAAUUCAUACAAUUUUAUGGCUUUACUCCAACAUUAAAAUUAUAUUUGUAUGGGCAUAUUGUUGCUGGGUCCAGGACAUUUCUUCCAGAACUCAGAAAUGUUUAAUUUACUAGUUUAUGGUUUUCUUCUAAUUUGCCAUAAUUCAGAUACCUGGUUGAACACAGGUGAGUCAAUAAACAAUCUCUGUAAUUCUGGACAAGUUAGGGGCGCUUUAAAGAUUAGAACAAUUUAAUUAUAUGGAAAGUUCAGGAAGUGCUAUUAAAGUUUGACAUUAUCAAAGUCAGCUCAUAGAAAGUCGUCGUCAUGCUUAAGAUAACAUAAAUCUUGCAUUCAUUUUUAAAACCUGAUAUGAGAAAAAUUGUAUUGCAAGGUUUAUCAUUAGAAUAUUACCUAAAAUCACAAACAAAUGCUCUAGAUAAUUUAUAAAAAAAAGAUUACUUUUGUACUGUAUAGAGUAUAUGUAAUUUGCAAGACAGCGCUUGAAGGAAGCUAACAUGUAUUUUUAAGUGUCUGGUAGUGCCAUGUAUAUUAUAUUUAUUUUCUAUGAUUAAAAUGGUUUUAAUGAACAAGAAUGUAUGUAAGGUUCCUGUUCUAAAUAAAAAUGGUAGUGAUUUAAAGAUCCACACAUUGGAGGAUAUAAAGAAAUAAUGAUAUAAUACUAACAGAUUUUUUCACUAAAGUAAUAAUUUUGGGGAAUUUAAAGUAUUUUGUCAAAUUUAAACUGAAAUAGCCAAAUUAGAAAUAUAAUCCCCAAAUCAAUUCUGUUUUAAUUUGGCCUAUUUUGUCUUUAAAUUUGAAGUUCUAUUUGAAUUCCGAGCAUUUCUCACUUUAGUGAAUAACUCUGUAUGAAACUUUUGGUGAUAUUGUUACUCUUUUUUACUCUACAGUGGUGUCACGUUAUCACCCGGCCCAACACACAGAUCGCAAGUCACACCUAGUUAAGGCAGAUGUAGAAAAAACACAAGCGUAUUACCAGUCCUUAAAAUUGAUCUUAACGCUACAGAAUAAAAACUGGUUAAAGAAUGGUCAGUGAGACAGGGUCAAGCAUUUCAGAAAGGAGAAUAAUCAUAGAUAAGCUGACAUCAAAAUAUAAAUUAUCAAUAUACUAAUUAAACUCAUUCUCAAAUCACUGCAGGGGAAACCACAACUGGUCAAAGCUUAGAAGGCAGGGAGAGCUUACAUGGGCCUAGGAAUCAUGCUAGGUUUGCGUCAUUUGUGCAAUGCCAAAUGGUGCAUGAACAAUGAUGAAGGAAUGAUGCAGGAGGCUGUGCAUCGGGAAAUGAUGCAAGAUGUUCUGGCAUCAUAAAUUCACGGUUUAAAGCGACCAGGAGGUGGCUGUCAGUGACAGGAUUGACAUGUAAGUGUCACUAUGGGCAUCAAAAUCUGCACGGAUAUGGCAGGAACCGUAACAGCUAUGCAUAAAGAUGUCUGAGUGAGCUUUAAUCAGACAAUCAAUAAAAACUGUCUGUAACGGAGCUCCCUGUACCCCUGGCUGAGUACCUCCGCCAAGGACCACUUCCUAGCUGGAACAGGGGACAAACUGCAGCACUUCUGCCCAAAGUCGCCGUGGCUUGACUGGGGCCCUGGAACCACUCUUUCCUGGAGCCAAAUUGGGAAUUCAUUCUAGACACCCCCAGGCACUGGUCGACACUCAGUGCUAGGAACUCUAGUCCUUACAAGGACUUUCCCAAUUGAAUCCCCUGCAAUCUGGAACAGCAGACACAGGGGUUAAAUCUUCCUUCCCUCCAAUAACAGGACGACUCACAGUUUUGGAGUGCAAGCUGGAAUGCCUUAAUGGCAGCCACAACUGGCCUUAUAUGCAUCUCCCCAUGCAAGGGCCCCCCCCACCCCCCUUGUGGGGGACUGCAGCACAAAGUCAUAGACUAAUGACAAGGGUGUUUAAAUACAUGACACUCCCAUAUACAAGCAUACAAUCCCUCCCCUCUGCCUGGGAGAUAAUUGGAUCAGUUACUUUACUAAUUGUAAUCUAAUUAUCUCCAAGCACAGAAAAAAAACACACUUUUUCAAAACACCCCAAUAUUACCCUAAAAUACAUUUAAAAAAAAAUCACCUGAUAGCCCUGAUCUGGGUGACCAACAUAUCCAAAAAUCACCCAGAUCAGUUCAGGGGUACAGGAAUUUCCUGGAAGUCAUUUAUUUGACCGACUGCAGGCAUGGUCCCAUGCCCAAAACAGUUCCAGAGGAUCAGGGCUUGCGGUCGGUCUAGUUCGGUAGUUUGAAAACGAAUAAACUACCAAACAGAGUCAAUAGUCUUACACUGGCGCUUGUUCCCCUCAUCCAGACAAAUUAUUUCACCGCAUAGUGCCCUUCUAAGUUGUAUAUAACCAAACACAGGCAAUGAUGGAAGUCCAGUGGUGUUCGGGAGUUUCUGUGUCCAAUUUUAGUUCCAUGAGAUUCAUGCCCAAACACAGCUGCCUGCGUUCAUGCGAAAAAGAUGGUUGUCCAUAGUAAUUGCGGCCACCCAGAUGAACAAUUAGAACAAUGCAGUGAGAAACGUUUCAAGUUGCUAAUAGGUGUUAACAAGCUCCAGGGUGGUCUCUGGUUCGAGUGGUUGUUCGAAGUGCCGCUACGAACCCCUUCGGGAGUUUGAAGUGUAGCCAUACAAGUCCAAAAGGCACAAACAGUGUCUUUAAUCAAAGUCUAUUACAGGGGCCAUAGUCUGUGGGCAGGAGGCUGGCAAGCAGGCUCCUCCAGGAGCUCUUGGCAAACUCAUGAAAAGGGGCAGUUUGUAACACGGUCAUUCAAUAAAAUGAUCAAAAACUGUACACAUUAGUUGUUAUUUCUAUGUAUAAUUUGUGAUAAAAUAAGAAUUAGGUCAGAUUUCUGUUUUGACGCAGCUGACACAGAGAUGUAUUUCUGGCGGUAGUCUUUUUAUAUAGAAGUGCAGACAGUGGUUUCACCAUUGCACCACUUCUCAUGGCAAUACGUAACCACAUACAUAACAUGUGAGGCUUAGUUUAAUACAGAGAUUGCAGUUUGAAUCUCUGCGCUGUAAACAUAGCAAGAUCACAAAACUAGGGCUUAUGUUGAAUGUGAGCACAUUAAUGUGCCUCCUCAAGGCUCAUCAUACAUGCAUUGUAGAAGUGUUAUGAGCUUAUGUAGUCACACGGCGAUGCACAGACCAGAAAACUUCAAGCAGAUCUAUCACUUCAGAUUCUUCACAAAGUUUGAUCUAUAUACACUGAACAAAAUUAUAAACGCAGCACUUGUUUUUUUCCCCCAUUUUUCAUGAGCUGAACUCAAAGAUCUAAUAUUUUUUCUAUGUACACAAAAGGCUUAAUUCUCUCAAAUAUUGUUCACAAAUCUGUCUAAAUCUGUGUUAGUGAGCACUUCUCCUUUGCAGAGAUAAUCCAUCCACCUCACAGGUGUGGCAUAUCAAGAUGCUGAUUACACAGCAUGAUUAGAUGCUGAUUACACAGCACAAUAAAAGGCCACUCUAAAAUGUGCAGUUUUACUGUAUUGGGUGGGUUGGGAAUGGCACAACAAUGGGCCUCAGGAUCUCGUCAUGGUAUCUCUGUGCAUUCAAAAUGCCAUCAAUAAAAAUGCAUCUGUGUUCGUUGUCCAUAACAUACGCCUGCCCAUACAAUAACCCCACCGCCUCCAUGGGCCACUCGAUCCACAAAGUUCACAUCAGCAAACUGCUCACCCACACGACGCCAUGCACUCUGUCUGCCAUCUGCCCUGUACAGUGAAAACUGGGAUUCAUCCGUAAAGAGAACACCUCUCCAAAGUGCCAGGCGCCAUAGAACGUGAGUAUUUGCCCACUCAAGUCGGUUACGACGAAGUCGGUUACGACGAUGAACUGCAGUCAGGUUGAGACCCCGAUAAGAAUGACGAGCAUGCAGAUGAGCUUCCCUGAGACGGUUUCUGACAGUUUGUGCAGAAAUUCUUUGGUUAUGCAAAUCAAUUGUUGCAGCAGCUGUCCAGGAGGCUGGUCUCAGAUGAUCUUGGAGGUGAAGAUGCUGGAUGUGGAGGACCUGGGCUGGUGUGGUUACACAUGGUCUGCGGUUAUGAGGCCAGUUGGAUGGACUGCCAAAUACUCUGAAAUACCUUUUGGAGAUGGUUUAUGGUAGAGAAAUGAACAUUCAAUUCAUGGGCAACAGCUCUGGUGGACAUUCCUGCAGUCAGCAUGCCAAUUGCACGCUCCCUCAAAACUUGCGACUUCUGUGGCAUUGUGCUGUGUGAUAAAAUUGCACAUUUUAGAGAAGCCUUCUAUUGUGGCCAGCCUAAGGCACACCUUUGCAAUAAUCAUGCUGUCUAAUUAGCAUCUUGAUAUGCCACACCUGUGGAUUAUCUCGGCAAAGGAGAAGUGCUCAUUAAUGCAGAUUUAGACAGAUUUGUGAACAAUAUUUGAGAGAAAUAGGCAUUUUGUAUACAUAGAAAAAGUCUUAGAUCUUUGAGUUCAGCUCAUUAAAAAUGGGGGCAAACACAAAAGUGUUGCGUUUAUAAUUUUGUUCAGUGUAUAAAACUACUAAUGUACUGCUUUGGCAUGACACUGGUAUUCUAGUGCAAUAUAAGUAUAUACAAAAGGCAAACUUGAGAUGAUUGCAUGUUAUAUAUAAAAAACAAAGAAAAAAGUAACUUGCACAAUAGGAAACACGUGUGGUGGGCAGCAGCUCUGUAACUUGGCUGUGUAAUACAAAAGCGAAUACAAAUACAAAACAUUAAGCCCUGCGCUCAAACUCCCACUACUCUUGGGUGCAGCAUUGACUAUAACACACAUCAGCCCCAAUACGUACAAUAAAAACCAAAGAAAAAAGUUACUUGCGCACUAUCCCAAAUUCCUAUACUCAUUUAAAUAAAUUGAGGUUUUUAGUACCAAUCCAAUGGCCAUUAAGUGUAAGCUCACCUGCCACGUCAAGGCAAAAUCUCUUAGGUGAGUCCUACACUGACUAUUCACCAUGCUGUCUUCAGCCAAGAGGUAAAAUGAGAGGUAUAUUUACCUAAACCCCUAAUAGGGAACAUGUGUGUAACUGUAACAUGGCUGCGUAAUACAAAUACAGUCAUUUGUAGAUGACUAGCCAAUGCUAGUUUUCUACCAUUCUUCAUAAAAACGUCACACCAGGAUCAAACAUCAUAUGACAUAUUGAAAUGCGCAUUCAUUUUAUUGCUUCCAGGCAUCAUUAAACUUGAUUGUUAUAAACCUGUACUCACCGCCAAAUGUCGAGUUAUUAAACUAUCACACAGAGUUAUUCGCUUAAGUCUGAAUUGUCAGGAAUUCAAAGUAAACCUUUAAGUAAACUUUAAAUUUAUGCCAGCGUAGAAAAACUAAAGGCAUAGCUGACUUGGAGAUUGUUUUUACAGUUCAGCUUAUAGCCCUGAAAUGUGAAUUUAAUAAAUAUAUUCCACUGAACUCAAUUUAAAUCCCUUUCUCACUUUUCCAGUAACACUGUCUGUGCUGUUGCUUUGCACCAAGCUGCAGAUUAGCCCUAAAUUUGCCCUAGAUGGAAGAAAUGAACUGUAUGCAAAAGCAUCACCCUCUUCAGACAUGUGUUUGGAAAAUAUUUUGAUAAUUAAAUUGUAAAGUUUCAUGUAUUUGUUAAUUAACAAUGUGCACACAAAACCUUAGGGAGUAACACAAUGAAACAUGAGUUAUAGUCCAAAUUUACAUAACCCUUUUGUGCAAAGUUCUCUCUAUAUAUUUUUUCAUUGAACUAUUCCAUGGUAAAGUACAUUCUGCUUUACUCUUAGCAGUAUUUCUUGCAACAGGGCUUUGUGUGACUUUAGCUAACUUAGAAUGUUCUGUUCCUUUGCCAUCUCUGUUACAGAAUUCUCCACUUUCUAGAGUCUUCUUCCCUCAAUUCUCUACUUUUUUGGAUUCCUUUAACCCCUUAAGGACAUAUGACAUGUGACAUGUCAUGAUUCCCUUUUAUUCCAGAAGUUUGGUCCUUAAGGGGUUAAAUAGCUAUAAAUGAGCAAAUACCAAUAUUUCUCAAUUGGCAACAUGUUGGGAUGCAAAGGCUAAUGAAGUUAUGAGGGUUGCUUAGCAGGAACACUUACUUACUGGUAAUGUGGCAUGCUGAUCUUGCUUGGUGACAGAACUCUGACUUUAGCAUCCAUUAUAUCAAAUCAGAGCCAGAGAUAUACUUGUAUGCAUUACUUCCGACAUUUUAAAUGGACAAAGCGUGACACUUUAAUUUUAGGAAUGUGAAUGCCAGAGGCGGGUCUGUUCUGAGAAAUUUUAGGUGACCUACUAAUAAUAAUUUAAAGGAGCACUAUAGUGCCAGGAAACAAACUUGUUUUCCUGGCACUAUAGGGUCAUUAGAUCUCCCCCACCCUAGGGCCCCCCUCCCGCUGGGCUGAAGGGGUUAAAACCCCUUCAGCCACUUACUUAUCUCCAGUGCCAGGCUUUCUAUGGACGUCCAGCGUCUUCUCACUGUGAUUUUCACAAUGAGAAUCAUAGAAACAUAGAAACAUAGAAUGUGACGGCAGAUAAGAACCAUUCGGCCCAUCUAGUCUGCCCAAUUUUCUAAAUACUUUCAUUAGUCCCUAGCCUUAUCUUAUAGUUAGGAUAGCCUUAUGCCUAUCCCACGCAUGCUUAAACUCCUUUACUGUGUUAACCUCUACCACUUCAGCUGGAAGGCUAUUCCAUGCAUCCACUACCCUCUCAGUAAAGUGAUACUUCCUGAUAUUACUUUUAAACCUUUGUCCCUCUAAUUUAAGACUAUGUCCUCUUGUUGUGGUAGUUUUUCUUCUUUUAAAUAUAGUCUCCUCCUUUACGGUGUUGAUUCCCUUUAUAUAUUUAAAUGAAUCGUGGAAGCGCCUCUAGCGACUGUCAGUGAGACAGCCACUAUAGGCUUCAGUGAAACAUAGCAGUUUCUCUGAAACUGCUAUGGUUUCAGCUGCAGGGUUAAAACUAGGGGGACCUGGCACCCAGACCACUUCAUUGAGCUGAAGUGGUAUGAGUACCUAUAGUGGUCCUUUAAGCAGCUAAAAUGUAAUAAAGAGCAAGAACAAUGUAUCUUAUUUACACAUACUGAUUCCUAAACACAUUUAUUAUAGUUAUACGUUACAUUACUGGGAGUAUUAUUGCUAUGGAGCUCUGUUAUACACUCAGACACACCAACAAUAUGUAGCUCUUAAAAGAGGGACAUUAGGAUAGAAAAGAGGGACAGAGGGAUUUGGGUAUAAAAUAUUAAGUGUCCCUUCUAAAUAGGGAUGUAUAUUAUUUGUUAUGAGUCAUGUUCCCUCCUUUUCCUUAAUCAUGGGUGUUGUGUGCAAAUGAUGGUUUUAAAAUGCAGGGGUAUGUUUAUAUAUAACGUUGUUGUUUUAAUACAGAGGUGUGUUUGUAUAUUGUGUUAAUAUUUGAAUGCUGAGUUGUAUGCACAUAUACACAUACAAUGCCACACACACUGAUACACAUUUGCAUAUACACACAUAGACACACACACUGAUACACAGACAAGCAUGCAGAUACACUGAUACACACACAGACACACUGAUACAAACACUGACAGACAGAGACAGGGCCGACCAUAGGGGUGUGCGAGCUGUGCGGACGCACAGGGUGCCAUGGCAACAGGGGGUGCCAGGCGACCGACACAGCUCACACAUGGCAGUGAUUAUAAUAUAUAUUUUUUAAGUCAUCCAACAUUGUGGCGGGGGCAGAGCUUACUAUGCUGCGGGGGCGGAACUUACAUGUGACAGGGGUGGGGCUAAAAUGACGGCAGGGCGGAGGUAAAUGUGCCAGGUAAUUGCAGCAUGGGAAGCAGGAAGGAGUCCCUGCUUCCACAACAACCAGUCUCCAGGAGCUCCAAGGGAUAUGGAGGUAAGAUGCAGGUCAGUAAGCUGUCAUUAAGAUAUCUCCAGGAGCUGCACUGCCUCCACUCCUCUAUAAUGAACAGAGGUAACUAUGUGUGAUUGUCUGUCUGUGUGUGUAACUGUCUGCCUGUGUGUGUGACUGUCUGCCUGUGUGUGUGUUUGUGGCUGUAUGCCUGUGUCUGUCUGUCUGUCUGUCUGUGUGUGUGUGUGUGUGUGUGUGUGUCUGUCUGCCUGUGUGUGUGACUGUCUGCCUGUGUGUGUGUUUGUGGCUGUAUGCCUGUGUGUGUCUGUCUGUGUCUGUGUGUGUGUGUUGUUGCAUGUCUUCCUGUGUGUGUGACUGUUUGCCUCUGUGUGUGUGGAUGUCUUCCUGUGUGUGUGGAUGUCUGUGUGUGUGUGGAUGGAUGUGUGUGUGUGUGGCUGCCUGCCUGUGUGUGUGUGUGGCUGUCUGCCUGUGUGGCUGUCUACCUGUGUCUGUGUGGCUGUCUGUGUGUGUGUGGCUGUCUGCCUCUGUUUGUGUGUGGAUGCAUGUCUUCCUCUGUGUGUGUGACUGUCUGCCUGUGUGUGUGGAUGUCUUCCUGUGUGUGUGUGGAUGUCUGUGUGUGUGUGUGUGUGUGUGGCUGUCUGCCUGUAUGUGUGUGGCUGUCUGCCUGUGUGGCUGUCUUCAUCUGUGUGCAUGUGGCUGCCUGCCUGUAUGUGUGCCUGUGUGUGUGGAUGUCUUCCUGUGUGUGUGGGUGUGUGUGGCUGUCUACCUGUGUCUGUGUGGCUGUCUGUGUGUGUGUGGCUGUCUGCCUCUGUUUGUGUGGAUGUCUGCCUCUGUGUGUGUGGAUGUCUGCCUCUGUGUGUGUGGAUGUCUUCCUGUGUGUGUGUGGCUGCCUGCCUGUAUGUGUGUGGCUGCCUGCCUGUAUGUGUGUCUGUGUGGCUGUCUGCCUACCUCUGUGUGUGACGGUCUGCCUGUGUGUGUGGAUGUCUGCCUGUGUGUGUGUGUCUGUCUGCCUCUGUGUGCGUGUGUGUGUGGCUGUCUGCCUCUGUGUGCGUGUGUGUGUGUGGCUUUCUGCCUGUGUGUGUUUGUUUGUUUGGAUGUCUGCCUGUGUGUGUGUGUGUGUAGCUGUCUGCCUGUGUGUCUGUCUGCCUGUGGAUAUAUGCCUGUGUGUGGCUGUCUGUGUGCAUGUUGCUGUGUUUGUGUGUGGCUGUCUGCCUGUGUGUGUGUAUGGCUGUCUGUGUGUCUGCCUCUGUGUGUGUAACUGCAUGUAAGUGUGUGUAAGUGUGUGUGUUUAAGAAUGUAUGUGUGGCUGUAUGGACGUGACUGUCCAUCUGUACCUGUGUGUGUGUGACUUUCUGCCUGUAAUUGUGUGUGAAUGUGUUUAUCUGCCCGUACCUGUGUGUUUCUGCCUGAUCCUGUGUAUGUGACUAUCUGCCUGUGACUGUGUGCAUGUGGCUGUAUUUGACAGUGUAUAUGUAUAACUGUGUGCAUCUCACUGUGGGACUCACACAUAGGCCUAAAUGCGUAUUUUUAACUGAAUUAAAUACCCAUCACUAGCUGCCAGCAUGAGAGUGUCUGGGUCUCGCUGUUAAAGGACCGCAGCUCAAUAACUGGGCUCAUGACAUAUGCCUAUCGGUUGUCCCUAAGUGCAUUGGCCACUUGAUGGGUACCAUCGUCGUGUGGGCCCUGGUGCGAUAGUUCCGCUGCUGGUGUGACAUUAUGUGUACACUUACUGAAUGAUACUCUGAUAUGUUUCCAGGACCCUUUGGUAUGAUGAUUAUUAUUAUUUUGCUAAUGUUUAAAAAAAAAUUUUUUUUUAAAUGUAAAUUAAUUUUCAGAGUACAUUAAAAUAUUCCAUCUACAUCAGUGUAGUCUUUUUUUGGACCAGGGCACACUUUCAUUAUUUUAAUUUCUUGAGCGGCUUAUACAUGUCAUAUUUACUUGGAGCAUGUCUAGAGGGAUAUGCAUACUUCUUGCCAAUCUCACAGUUUUCGUUAAAUAACAGAUGGGAAUCCUAGUUUUAAUGCUGACAUUUUAUGAAGUGCAUUCAUCCUAUCACAGUAAAUGUUUUCAUGGCACACUUUUAAGGUGGCUUUAAAAUUAAAAGGAUCAAACCAGGAACCUUCAAAUCCAACCUUUAAAAAUUCCAGAAUAGAUUAGCUGGAAACAAAAUGCAAUUCUGGAAAAUCUUUAAAUUUUGGCCAGCAUACAUGCUUAGGUUUUAGAUUUUAUCUUGUGGUUAACCAAACAAUAUUCUGUUCACCAAAUCGCUAGUUAUAUUGAGUUACGAAUAAAAAAUUUUUUUUUCACAAAAGUUGGUUAAACUAUACAUUUGGAAUCAAUCAAUAAACAAUCAAUUCCCAACCCUAAACCCCAUACUAAAUGAAUUAGCUGUGUGUUACGUUAGCCAGGACUCCAUGUGUAUGUGCAGCUGUGUCGGACUCGGGCUUAAUAUGAUUUCAAAAGACGCUCAAUACUCAAAUUGAUUUUUACAGAGGUCUGGAUUAGUCUGAUGGUUUUUUUUUUCCAUCCUAUUGUGUUUAUGCUACAUUCCUGACACUGGUAUACAGCUCUGCCAGUUUAAUUGCAGGCCAGCUCAAGGGAAUUUCAGAACUUUCAUAGACUCGCAUUUUAAGUUGAAGUGUCAACAGUGACAGGAAAUAAUAAGAUUCUUCUAGUAGAUAAAUAGCUUUGUACAUUGGUAGCUUUAAGACUCCAGACGAAUAUUAGCUCACAAUCUGGGACAAAGCAAGCACUUCCAAACCUAUUGCACGACCUAUAAUAAUGUAGGCCAUGUUGUGGCAAGCUGUUUGCUAGAUAAUUACACAAUGGGAUUUCAUAUAUAGUUAUAAGCUUGAAAGAAGCUGCUUGAAGACAUAUUUUUGCAGAUACAAGUCAAUUUACCCUGACAGUUGAUCGGGCUAGAAGCUCUUGAUAACUACAUCAUCCCACAUGUCGCCAUUAGAAAUUGGAAUGUUAGCUGUCGGUGUGAGAUAGACUUCCAUUGUUAUUGCAGUGAGAUGUCCUUAUCCUAUCACUACAGGGUCCAAUAUAUUGGUUACUUGUAAAAACAGGAUAGAUAAGAUGGCAUGUGGAGGGAUGGCACUGAAAGGAUAUGGAAUGGUAUCAAGAAGUGAGAUGGGGUGAGUAGAUAGAUAGGAUAACAAAUGACACGGGAGUGGUUUGGAGAUAAAAUGAGGAUGUAAUGUAAGAUUAGAUACUAUAGGGAGAAAGUACAUGAUGCACGGUAUGUUGAGAGAUACAGGAAAAGUGGGGUUAGAGAGACAUACAGUAGUGGGAAGACACCUCUCAAUGUUAAUAAAACUCAAGAUUAAUUUUUUUUUUUAAUUCUUUUUAUACGUAUUAGGAACACAGCAAUAGAAAAAGAAAUGAUACUCAAAAUAAAUUGCAUGAGUUCUAUCACUGUUUGGUCACAUGGGUGAUAAAUAAUAUUGAGAGGUCCCCCAGAGGAAGGCUUCAUAGCCAAAAACUUCUGGGUUUUUGUUUCUCCUGAUCUUGGUCAGUAAACCCUUUUAAUGGGUGAUUGCAUUUAGCACUUUAUUACUGUGGUUUUUGGUACUAUUAGUGGGCUAUGCACUAUACUAUGCACUUUCUGUUAAGAUAUUCUGAUGCACUUUCUAUGUAUGAAUAAACUCUUUUUUUAUGUGCAAAUUGGUGUGAUUUGGGAUUAUUGUUAUUUCUGAUAAAUAAUAUUGAAAAGACAUUUGAGUUUAUAAAAGAUACCCUAUUUUUGGCUAUGACAAUUAACUUUUCGAACAGAAUACAAUUGGAGCAAAAUAUAUAUAUAUAUAUUUUUUUGACAUUAUUUUUUGCAGUGCAUGUGAUAAUAGAAAGGCUUGCAUAAACAUUUUACAAGAUUGUAGACGGCAAUAAAAAGGGGAUGAUAAAACAAGGAUGUCAAGGAUACUGCACUUCUUUUAUAAUAUAGAAAAUACAUCAGGAACAUAAUUCUAUCAAAUAGAACAGAGAGAGAAAGCAAGAUUCAAUAGAAUAGAACUUUAGGUCAUAUCACAAAAUAAAAACCACUGGAUGAUAAGAACUAGCUAGAGAUCAUCCAUUAGGGCCUAAGAACAUAAACAUUAGAAUACAGCAUAUGUUGUAAAGCAUGAGAGUUUAACUGAAAAUAUGAAAUCUAACACUUCCUAGCAAUCAAAUAAGGAGAUAAGAAUUGCUAUAUGAACAGAAGCCAAAUAAACUCAUGCCUUCAGAUACUUCCCCUGUAGAACAUGAGUUCACACAACAUGGCCUCAGCUGCCACACACGUCUGAUAGAUGCUCCAUGUGGUCUGAACACGUUUGGCCACAAGUGCUACGACCUGUGAGCUUCCUGGUAUAGGCUCCAAUCCCAUCCGCCUGUGGAUGUCAUGCUGAGGGAGAUUCCCCGUUAAACCCGCCUUCCAGGUAAGUGUAAGGAGACAUGGGUUCGAGGUCAUUGAGGUUUAAGCCCCUCCACCUGCUCCUCCGUCUGUGAUCUGUCAUGUGGAGGGUGCCUAAAAGAGGCCUCGCUAUGUUGAGUCUGUGAAGUCUUGGCCCGUUCAGUGGGAAGUCGAGGAAUCAUGUGGACGCACAAAGUCUGCCAGAACCGCGCGCACAGAUGGUAAAACUCCUGGAGAAGCGGGUCCACAAGGGAGGUGUGUUGGGAGUAGGCCAUAGAAACCACAGACCCAAGUGUGGUAGCCAUCUUAAAAGGCAGACCUCAACUCACUGAGUCGCUUAUGACUUCUGUGUGUCAUCAAGGAGGCCACGAGAGCUCACCAGUGGGGACUGGGAUGUCCCCCACCAGUCCAAGGGCUGAGGAACAGGGCCCAGGCACAAGGCUGUUGAUUCACCAGGGCAGAGGAUCGGCCACUUCUCCUGCUACCAGUAGAUCAGCAUCGUCAUGAGCUAUGCCCGCAGAAUUAGGCAUUGUGUUCCUACCAAGGUUAGAUAGACGUGUUCAGACCACAUUUGUGCUAAACUUGCACUGUAAAAAUCAAAUUUGGGCUUAACAAAUUACUUUUUCCUAAGGAGCUCCAGCCACAUGCGUCCAGCUUGGUUGGCUGUCAGACCCCGCCCCCCAGGAGCAAAAUAUUGCUCUAAGCUUGCUACGCAUUUGGGGAUAAUGUUGUGAAACCCUCAACCCUUUCUGAGACUACUGCAUGAUUUUUUGCACAAGGUAAAUUCUGGGGGAGGGUGAGGUCAAUACUGAAAAAGGGUAAUGAAUGGGUAGAUGUUGAGUGUUUGGCCACUGGAGGUUCUCUGAAGGCGUAUAUUUUGUGUUGACUGGUAUUUGUCCAGUGUAGUGUGUUUGUGAAAUUAGCCAUGGUCCCAGUCAUGUGGGUAUGUGGAGGGUGGGUAAAAGGGAAGAUAAAUUACCAAACUAAGUAGUGUGAGAAGAAAGGGGUAUAGAGUGAUGUAAAAGAUGUUAUAGAGGUAACAGUGAUUUGCAUGAGUCUCCAGGAAAGGAGGGGACAGGAAAGGGAUAGGUAGAGGGGAAACUAAUUGCCUCAGUGAAUGCGGCUAUCUGCCCAUAAUUCUCCUAAUGCUCUGCAUGCUGCGAGUGCUAUCCUAACUGCUGGUUUAUUUUAAUUUUUUGUGAACUGGUCAAGCGGCUUUGAAAGUAAGAGACCCAAGAGUCUAAUGAGUAGUGCUUGGAUCUUUGAUCAAAAAGGGUUGAGCUUUGAACAAGCCCACCAACAGUGCAAGAAAGUUUAUGUUUCCCCACAUUGUUUCCAGCAAAGGUCCGAUUGAAGUUGUGUCAUUUUGUAAAAUCUAAUGGGGUUUAAGUACUAUCUGAAAAGCAUCUUGUAUGCUUGUUCUUUCUAUGUAACACAAGUGGUUAGCAUCACCAAAAUUUUCCAAAUCUUGGACCAAUGUUCGAUUCUUCAUGGGCCCUAUGUCAUGUUCCCACACAGUUAUGGAUGGCCAUACAGUUUGUGUGGGGUAUGUUGUUCGCAUGAUAUAUAGGGUGGAAAUUUGCCACUUUCUGUCCUGGUGCCAAAGGACAGUGUCAUUGAAAUGGUGUGGAUGAGGAGGUAAGGGGGGUAUGAAGCAAAAUAAAUCUGACAUGGUGAGUUAUGCGUGGUAAGGAAGGUCUGCAUACUCUAUGAUUUGAGAUUGGUGGUAGAGGUGCAUAAGCCUGGUUAUGUCCCUAUCCUUGUAAUGAGCAAAAGGACAAGAUCAGGAAUGUUCCUCAGAAUCGAUGUGAGGGGGAAGUGGAAUGAAACUUAAUUUUUGACUCUGUCCCAUAAAUAGACUGAAUGAGUAAUAGUUGGCAUUGUGAUUGGGGGUAAAUAUCUUAGAAUAUGUGGAUAAAGCUCUGUGAAUCUGUAUAGGGAUGAUCCCAGCCAAACUCCAGGUCCUCACAAUGUUUGUGUUCAGGUCGUACAUGUCAUUGCUGGCUCUGAGAAGGUUGAACAGCUUUGUAAUAGUUCAAAAAGUUUGGGAUUCCCAAUCCCCCAUGUGUUUUAUGGGCAUACAUAGUGGAUAAGGGAAUUUGAGAUCUGCUAUCCUUCCUGGUGAAGCCGUCAAUAGCAGAUUGUUGACCUUUAAACUCUGCUCCUUUGUGGGAGAGUUUAAAAAAGAAAAAUAAAUCUUGGUAGGAGGUUCAUUUUAAUCGUGGCCACCUGUCCCAGCCAGGAAAUGCUUAGGUUACCCUAGCAUUUUAAAUUAGCAUGAGCAGUUUGCAAAAGUAGGGGUAUAGUUUAAAUCGUAGUGGGUAGCGAGUUCUGAAGAGAUCUUAAUCCAUAAGUAUGUAAUAUUAGUUGUUGCAAAUCGGUAGGGAAAAGUAGCUCUGACCCUUUGUAGAAGGUGUUUCUCAAAUGCAAUUAGGAGUAGUUAAUUUGUAGCCUGAAAGUGCUGAAUAUUCGUCUAUCAGGGUGAGAACAGGGCCGGACUGGGGAUACAAAGCAGCCCUAGAAAAAAAUAAAAAUCUAUGCCAGCCCCAAAAGUCAUUGCGCCAUAUAUUGUCGCAUGUAAUAUGUAAGGCAAUGUCUUGCCACCCCAGAUAAUUGAGUAAUAUAUACAGUUGCAAGAAAAAGUAUGUGAAACCUUUGGAAUGAUAUGGGUUUCUGCACAAAUUGGUCAUAAAAUGUGAUCCGAUCAUCAUCUAACUCACAACAAUAGACAGUCACAGUCUGCUUAAACUAAUAACACACAAAGAAUGAAAUGUUGCCAUGUUUUUAUUGAACACACCAUGUAAACAUUCACAGUACAGGUGGAAAAAGUAUGUGAACCCCUAGACUAAUGACAUCUCCAAGAGCUAAUUGGAGUGAGAUGUCAGCCAACUGGAGUCCAAUCAAUGAGAUGAGAUUGGAGGUGUCGGUUACAGCUGCCCUGCCCUAUAAAAAACACACACCAGUUCUGGGUUUGCUUUUCACAAGAAGCAUUGCCUGAUGUGAAUGAUGCCUCGCACAAAAUAGCUCUCAGAAGACCUACGAUUAAGAAUUGUUGACUUGCAUAAAGCUGGAAAGGGUUAUAAAAGUAUCUCCAAAAGCCUUGCUGUUCAUCAGUCCACGGUAAGACAAAUUGUCUAUAAAUGGAGAAAGUUCAGCACUGCUGCUACUCUCCCUAGGAGUGGCUGUCCUGUAAAGAUGACUGCAAGAGCACAGCGCAGACUGCUCAAUGAGGUGAAGAAGAAUCCUAGAGUGUCAGCUAAAGACUUACAAAAGUCACUGGCAAAUGCUAACAUCCCUGUUAGCGAAUCUACAAUACGUAAAACACUAAACAAGAAUGGAUUUCAUGGGAGGAUACCACAGAGGAAGCCACUGCUGUCCAAACAAAACAUUGCUGCACAUUUACAGUUUGUACAAGAGCACCUGGAUGUUCCACAGCAGUACUGGCAAAAUAUUCUGUGGACAGGUGAAACCAAAGUUGAGUUGUUUGGAAGAAACACACAACACUAUGUCUGGUCUGGACGGAUUGCUAUCAUCGAAGGAAAAAUGAAUUGCCAAGUUUAUUAAGACAUUUUGCAGGAGAACUUAAGGCCAUCUGUCUACCAGCUGAAGCUCAACAUAAGAUGGGUGUUGCAACAGGACAAUGACCCAAAGCAUAGAAGUAAAUCAACAACAGAAUGGCUUAAACAGAAGAAAAUACGCCUUCUAAAGUGGCCCAGUCAGAGUCGUGACCUCAACCCGAUUGAGAUGCUGUGGCAUGACCCCAAGAAAGCGAUUCACACCAGACAUCCCAAGAAUAUUGCUGAACUAAAACAGUUCUGUAAAGAGGAAUGGUCAAGAAUUACUCCUGACCGUUGUGCACGUCUGAUCUGCAACUACAGGAAACGUUUGGUUAAAGUUAUUGCUGCCAAAGGAGGUUCAACCAGUUAUUAAAUCCAAGGGUUCACAUACUUUUUCCACCUGCACUGUGAAUGUUUACAUGGUGUGUUCAAUACAAACAUGGCAACAUUUCAUUCUUUGUGUGUUAUUAGUUUAAGCAGACUGUGAUUGUCUAUUGUUGUGACUUAGAUGAUGAUCGGAUCACAUUUUAUGACCAAUUUGUGCAGAAAUCCAUAUCAUUCCAAAGGGUUCACAUACUUUUUCUUGCAACUGUAUAUAUAAUAUAUCUCAAAUAUAUAUAUUGCUUUUUCUUAUAUAUAAUAUCGGUCCUUUCAGAGUAAAACGUUUAAUUAUACAGUAAGCAUACUCACAUGCAGACAUAGACAAUCUCACUGACACAGACAAGCUCGUUGAUACACAGCCUUAAAAACAAACAAACAAACAAACAAACAAUCUCACUGAUAUACAUAAGCUCACUCACUAGCAGGCGAGCACACACACAGCUUAAUGUAGUGGUUCUAGUGUCUAUAACCUGUCCCUGCAGGCGUUUCAAUGUAAACACUGACUUUUCAGAGAAAUGGCCAUGUUUACAUUGCUUCCUAGUGACAGUCACUCAGACGGUCACUGGAGGUGCUUCAUGUGUCAGUGUUGCACAGUGUGCAGCACCUACGUUCAGGGCCACCACGCUCUGCAGUCGCUGAACGUCACCCAUAGAGAUACAAGAAGCAUUGCCUGAUGUGAAUGAUGCCUCGCACAAAAGAGCUCUCAGAAGAGUCUGGCCCUGGACCGUGAGAACAGUUUUUAUUGACUCUUUUGGGUUCAUUAGUUAGGAAAAUGUUGUCAGCAUAUGCUGUGACUUUAUAAUCUUUUCCCCUAAUAUGAAGAAGAUGAAUUUUUAAUGUCACAUUAUAGAUUAUAUGGUUUAAUAUACCGUAUCAUAAAUUAUUAUACAUUGCUGAAAAUGCUCAAAAACAUUUUGAAAAACACAUAUUUAGUUUCACAAGCUCUGUUGAAUGAAGCAGUUAUGUGAUAUGUCAGGUUAACUUUAAUAACAUGAAUUUAUUUGUACACAGGUAACACAUAUGAUGUCAGAGCAUUAUAAAACUUUUACAACCCAAUAGACGUCACAUUCUUAAAAAUAAAAAAAGGUUCUGUCACAUUUGUUGUAUGAGUAUUCAACAAAACUUACUCAUGUUAUAAUUAUGUUUAAAGGCAUACUCCUUAAAGGAACACAAUAAUCACCCAGACCACUUUAUCCCAAUGUUGUACAGUUGCCCUGUAGUUUUAUUUGCAAUGUAAAAACAUUGCUGUUUUGUAGAUACAUCAAUGUUUUUAUUGCAGGGCUAAGCACACAUAUACUGACUAUUUUCCUGGCAGCCCAUAGAGAGUGCUUUCACUUCAAUAAUAGAGUCAGAUGACGUUAUGUGACAUUGUAUGUCUUCUUGAGCUUUAGUGCAGAGUGGGAAACUGCAGUGAGUCUUGGCACUGGAAAAAGGUGAGUUAUAUUUUUUUUCACCCUUUUUAAAAUUUAGUUUAGGGAGGCUUUGAAAAAAAAAAUGCAAUAAAAUAUACUCGUCAUCUUCAACAGUUUCCUCUCGACAGCCGCUUCUCCUUAUCUGAGAUCAUUAUAAUUGAGGAUCUUUGUCCAAUUCAUAAAUCCAAACAUUGGACCUAUUUUGCAUGACUGACAAUAACUUAGUCCUGCCAGUUUAAUGGUUCUCUUAGAGAAGGGAAAAUAUUGAUGAAAGAAGGACAGAUAAGGAUGAAAGAGGAUGGAUUGGACAGAGUUAAGACCUAAUAGGUCACACACAAUAAUAUCCAGAUAUAUUUGUAAGGAUAGUGAAGUGACAAGGUGGAUUUAUAGGUGCAAUGAUAUUUUUGGAAAUCAUAUAAUACAAUAUUAGAGACAGGGAAAGUGGACCAAGAGCAAGUUGUUAUGGUGCUAAUAGUUUCCCUUUAUAUAACAUUUAUUCUUACAUAAUUCUUCUAUUAUUUAAUUUUGCCUCUGUUGAACAGCUUUGUAGUUCAGUUCAAAAAGAAUAGGGAUUAGCAUUUAAAUUGGAUUUUACCCAUCGCAAUGAACAGAAAUUUGACUUCUAAAGGUUAUUUGCAUUUAUUAUUGUUUAUAUUUCUGUUCAUUUUUAUUUGCAUAAAGUAUAUUGUAUUGUACAAAAUAUAUUGUAUUUUCUUUAUGUAACUGAGUUUUUACAAAUUCUUAUGUCUCUUUUAUUGUUCUAGAUAAGCAACAUUUUGUUUUUUGUGUUGCCACCCAUAUGCAUGUGCCUAUUCCGUCAAUAUGCCACCUACUUUAACAGUGGAAUAUAUCUGAUCUGGACGCUGCUUGUUGUCGUUGGUAAGUAUGUCAGUGGGUGUCAUCUGAAUGUGAUACGUAUGGGAAAGCAAAAUGAGUUCCUGGUUACUUCCUGUACUGUACAGUACAUUUUGACAGAGCACACAGAUUAUGACGUCUAGCGCUGAGCCAGAUUACAGUUAGCAGUGUGCCAAAAAUGGUGAACCUACAGGAACAUUCGUGUUUACAUCCUGGACUUCAAGAUAUAACAUUCCUUCUAAACAAUUGUUUUAAUUUUGUUUGACUUUAAGUUCCAGCAAUUGAGGAACUCAUUCAUGUAAUAAACGUGCAAUUAACCCACAUGCUCCAUAAUGUUUACGUUAGUAAAAUUCCUUUCCUAAGAAUCUUGGAAUUCAAAAGUCAUUUGUAAUAUAUAUAUUACGUGUGUUCACAAGCAUUGGCUUUAAUUCACUGCUUUUUCACUGCCUAUAUUAUAAGUUGCAAAUAAAUUAAUCAGACCUUUGCUAAUAUAGGGGAGAUGAGCUGUUUGGAUGCUCAAAACCAAAUGGUAAAAUCACCUUUCAGGGGUUUCCACAAUAUAAAUAGCACUCCGUGCUGGAAUUUGCCCAUUCAUUAAAAUAUUUUUUAUAAAUUCAUGUUAUCAGUACAAGAGAAUUCAACAUUUGAUUAAAAUACUAAAAUUUAUACAAUAAACACAUUUUAAUCAGUCAUGAGAAACUUUAUUCAAAUCUAUGAUUUGAUAAAUUGCCAUGUUCGGGGUUAAAAGAUAACGCUUGAAAGUAAAGUGGAUAGUGUGUGUGUGGGUGAUUUUAUACCUUAGCACGAGAGAAGAUUUAAAAAAAAAAAAAACAACAAAAAAUGUACUCUUUUUUAAUAUGUGUGUAGAUAAUGCAUUUAAAAUAGGAAAAACAAUAAAUCCAAUAUAAUAAAAGAUAAAAACUCUAACUUGUGCAAAUCACCACUUAGAAGAUAAUCAACAUUGAGCCUUGCAGUUCUCAAUGGAUUGGGUAUGCCAACCCAACUUUUAUGUGCCUCUCAUUUGGUCUAAGAGUCUGAAAUUUAAAGGGCAAAUUGCACUGCAAGGGUUAUAGUGUGUGGGUUUGGGUCUCAUGUGCGCAGUCUCCUAUCAAUUUAUGAAAGACGUUAACUGUUGUUGUGUCAAAUCAGUGAGAGUGUCUGUCAGUGAGUGAGUCUGCCAGUGUGUGUCAAAUCAGUGAGAGUGUGUCCAUCAGUGAGUGUAUGUGUCAGUGUCCUCUGUAUGUAAAUAUACAUGUGUCCGUUUCCUCUGCGUGUAAUUGUGUGUAUCAGUGCCCUCUGUGUGUAAAUGUGUGUGUGUGUGUGUGUGUGUGUGUGUGAAUCAGUGUGCUCGGUAUGUAAUGGUGUGUCAGUAUCAUCUGUAUGCUACUCUUAUGGGUGUAUUAUAUUUUCAUUUUGUGACUUUUAUAUUUCAGAUUAAUCAUUCAUACACUCCUCGUUACAUACACAAUAUUCUCAACAUGUCAUAUUUAUCUUAAAAAUAUACAUAAAUACCUUUAAUCAGGCUUUUAGUCCAAUAUGGGAAUAACUUAAAGGAGCACUAUAGGGUCAGGAACACAAACGUGUUCUUAACCCUUUAGGAUUAAAACCACCAUCUAGCUCCCCUGGCCCCCUCAUGCUUCACUAAAAAUAGCAGCAUCUUACUUGCAUUCAAGUCUGGAGCUGCUAGCUCUGGCUUUGUUUCCUUUAGACCUGCCCACUGCCUGCUGACAGCAGAAGUGGUAGCCUGAUCCAAUCACAAUGCUUCCUUGGCUAAGACUGACAAAGAGGCAGAUCAGGGGCAGAGCCAGCAUGAUUGAAACACAGCCCUGGCCAAUCAGCAUCUCCUCAUGGAGCUGAAUUGAAUCAAUUAAUCUCUAUGAGGAAAGUUCAGUGUCUGCAUGCAGAUGGUGGAGACACUGAAUGUUUGGAUGCAUUUUAGGCAGCAAUGACCCAGGAAGGAUCUCUAACAGCCAUCUGAGGAGUGGCCAGUGAAGUUAUCACUAGGCUGUAAUGUAAACACUCCAUUUUUUUUCUGAAAAGACAGUGUUUACAGCAAAAAGCCUGAAGGUAACGAUUCUGCUCACCAGAAGAAAUUCAAUAAGCUUUAGUUGUUCUGGUGACUAUAAUGUCCCUUUAAAUAACAGUGUUUACACAUUUCUUUUGGAAUUUAAAUAAUAGAAAUUACUUUUUCAAGGCAGGGGUACUUAGGAUUUUUUAGACAUGUGAGGUACUUCUCCAUAAAAGGUUGAGAAACACUGCUGUAAAGGAACCAUAGAAAUUGCACUUAUGCAGCAAUAAAGCUAAAUCACAGGGCAUAUAGUGAGUUUGUAUAUGCUGAAGUGGAGCACUAUUUAUUUUCUGAAAUGUUUUUAUUGUGUUUGUGUAGGCAUCGGAUCUGUGUAUUUCCAUGCAACCCUCAGUUUCCUAGGGCAGAUGUUGGACGAGCUGGCCAUCCUGUGGGUCCUGAUGUCAGCGUUAGCUAUGUGGUUUCCCAAACGACACUUACCAAGAAUAUUCCGACAUGACAGGUAACCUGCUGUAUGGCUAGAGAUAUAGUCCUCACACACUACAUAUCCUAACAUUAGACAGACAUCACUCAUGCAAGUUUUAAACUAUGUGUGACCAAACACAUGUGAUAUAAAAAUCAUACAUGUUACAGAAACAUUUAUAUUAUUUCCUACAUGCCAGUCUGAUGCCAACAUAGUUCAGCACAGUUUUAUGUAAGUUCAUGUGGAAGGUCCUUGCCUCCUACUUUACCUGUAUAACCUGUACAUAUUAAGAGUAUAUGAAUCUCAUCAAGUGUGCAACACUUUGCAGCACUGUGGAUUGUGCUUGCAUGUAUGAGAAAAAUAAAGCAAUAAUAUAUUUGAUACAUUCUUACACUCUUGUUCACUUUUGUUCUCUUUGGAUCACUCCUUUCUAAUGCCUGUAGGGAUGAGAGCAUUGUGACUGAACCACGCACCCAUACUUCCAUGGAUAGAGAUAAUAAUAGUGGAUGGGCAAUCAUUGCUGCCCAUUGAUUUUUUGGCAAAUGCUUUCAGUAGGAAAAGGCUGCUGGGAUCUCUCGUAUGGCAUUAAAACAUGGAUCAGACACUAUAGCCUCUUAAAUGAAAUGAAGCAGCUAGAGUGCCUACAGUGUCCCUUUAAGAAAAGGGAAUGGUCGCAAUCAAGGUAGGUAUCUGGGUCUUAUCUUGCCCAGUAUGGCCGCUCUGCCAUGGGUAAUAAAAAGAGAGUGAGCCUUAAGUGUAUCACAACUUUUAAACAAAACUAAAGCAUGAAAAAAGUAAAUUAAAAGUAAGAGAAAGGGGACAAGUCUCAGCACUAAUAUUGCUGUUUUCAGGUGGUAGCCAUGCCUGCUGCUCCUCGGGAUGCAGGAGUGAAUGGGACCACGGUAGCGGAAUUCCAGAUGGUGGUAGCGUGUUAGGACCAGGUCUUAGGGAGGACAGGAUAGCGUCCAUUUUAGACGCUUCUGUGAUUCUGUGUUCUGCACCAUUGUGCUGGAACAGCAGCAUACGAGGCGUUCCCCAGCAAUACUUCAAGCCUUGGUAUGAGAGUGUGGAUGUCAGGGGUCUCAGCGACUUCCUCCACUAUAGUGUUGAGCGAGAGAGGUCAACAUAGAACAUUUCUUCAAAGUGGUAUGGGGUCUUCCACCUGGUGGCUUGUAAGAUGGCUGCUCUGUCUUGCCCAUUUUUAAAUUUAACCAAGAGGUCACUGGUAGCUGGCGUAGUUUUGGACUGAGGCUUGGGUAGGCGAAACAUGCCAUCCAGCUGUAUACCCUUUGCUAUUUUAGAGGGUAAUAAUGCCAUAAACAACCUGCAUAGGAAGUGUGGCAUCUCUGCCAUAGUAGUGGAGUAUGAUAUACCCCUGAUCUUCAGGUGUUUCCACCUCCUCUUGCCCUCCAGAGAUGCUAGCUGGCUGUCAAAGUUCGUCUGAGCUGUGGUGAGGUUUCUCACCUGCUUCUGUAAGUCCGAGAUUUGGGGAGUAUGCUCUUCCACUUUAUGUUCCACUUUGGUUAAGAGGGCUGUGAACCCCCUGACAUCCUCCCAUACUUGGGAUAUGUCUGCAGAGAGGCUUUUUCAGAGGUCGGCCAGAAGGUAGUUAGGAUGGCCGUGAUAAUCGGGGUUGAGCUGCCUUCUGCCUCUGGAGGUGGCCUGGGAGGUCCCUGGAAGCCCAGGUCUGCUAAGCUAUGCAGGGGGACUUCAUCCGAGACGUCGUAGAAAUCUUCCACCACGUCCGCCAUGUCUGGCCCGCUCACACCUCGGUUUCUUAUUCUUCCGCCCCAUAUGCUUGCGGACACCGUCUGCUAUGUCCAGGGCAGUUUGUGCUCCAGAAAGGCUUCCUUUUUUAUUUUUUUUGUGCUUCGGCGACCGCUCUGAUCGUGAGUUAGCUCCUCCCCCAUCUUACAGAUUUUUAAUAGAUAACUCCCUAAUUUGUUAUGCUGGACUGCUAUGUGUAAAGAUCCAAUAUUGGGGAGCACACACAGAUUAUCAUUUACACAUAUAUACAAUUUCAGAGACACACACAAACUCACACAAUGUCUAUUUAUUUAAAGAAAUCUACCCAGCCUAUGGAGUGGAUCCUCUCCCUAAUGGACAUUAGGGCUGCUGGGAGCAAUGUGCUCCCAUCACAGCUCCCAUCCAUGCUUUGUUGUUAUGCUGAUGCUGGCAUCACUAUUAAGAUCGUGCAUAUGGAUGGAUGCCCAUGAAUUUAUCAUGGGCAUUAGCGAUCCUGAACAUUGCAGGAGGUUGGCCUUCUAAGGCCCCACGGUACAUAGAUUGAUGACCCCUACUCUACCAGUCUACCUUCCAAAAUAAUUUGUGUUGCUGUAGAGUCAUUUAUUGUACUGAUUUCUGAUUGCAGACUUUUAAAUUAAAGUGGACCUGUUAUUAUAUAUUAUGUAGAUACUUAUUAUUCAGGGGACUUUUUUGCCACUCCAGAUUAGUUCAGAAGAGGCUUAUUUGUACAGAAUUUCUGCAUGACAGGUCUGUGUUUUAAACAUCAGUUAUGAUUUGUGUUGUCAGAACAAUCCAGUUGUUAAAGGAGUAUCCCUACCAAGUCUCUGAAAGUAAAUUGUGACAGUUUAGUUAAUUUGCCAUGUAUGAUACACUGACAGAAUAUCUGAUCUGGUAGGAAUGUUACAAUUGUAUCAUCAUUUGUGCUCUCUUUCACUGCAGGUGGAGAUUUAAAGCUGCAGUCUGUGUACUCUCUGCAGUCACCACAGUAAUGGCUUUUGUGAAGCCUGCAAUCAACAACAUAUCGUUAAUGAUGCUUGGAAUUCCAUGCACCGUUCUACUCGUUAGUGAGCUCAAAAGGUGGGAUAUUUUACACACGGCCAUGGUUAUUUGCUAAAAUUCCCUGCAUAUUGAAUAACCUUGAAAGUGACAUUAAUAUAUACUUCUUGCCAAUAGAACAAGUGAUGUGGCUGUAUACUUUAUAGCUUUGUGCAAGGUGAUCACUGUUACAUAUCUUCAAUAAACAUCUUAUCUUGGUAUUCAAAAAAAUGUGUAUGCUUAGCAUCAUGGGAAAUGUAGUACAUCUGGGGUGCCAAAAUUACCCAUGUCUGUUCUAUGUAAUAGUUAUGAUUAUAUGUGCCAUUUAUAUAAUAUAUAUUUUUUUGUGACUCGUUGAACAUAAUGGGCCAUUAAUAUAUAUAUAUCUCAAAACUUUAUGAAGAUUUUAUUUAUUUUGAUAUUGCCAUUAUUAGACACUUGCCACCAUAUCCCAUCCUUUCCAAACUCUUUAAAAAAACACUCAGUGUACCAUAUUAACUUAAUAUAAAUUAAGUGUUUAUGGUGCCAGGAGGUCCCUGGUGCUGGCUUUCCUUUAGAGGUUAAGUAGUUCACAAACAUUUUAGCCCCAAAGUCUGUGCCCCACUGCAGUUCUGUUCUGCCCUCUGCCCUUUCUGAAAUUCUUCAUAAUGGAAGGUUCGGACACCAUUGAGCAGGAGCUCUGCUGAUUGGCUUAGAGCUGGUCAGCUGACUCUCUAAACAAAUUAGUAUCUCACCAAUUAUAAAAAACAGCUUGAAACAGUACUUUUGAAGUUAAACCAUUUGUGAAUGUUUUAACCCCUAAAGUUAAGCGAAUGCCUAGUACUCCUGGCACCAUAACAACUUAAAUUCGAUCAAGUUGUUAUAGUACUCAGAAAGGUCCUUUAAUUCACCUGCUAUAUCUUAUCAUUUUAAAUAAAAGACAUAAGUGUGACCCCAACUAUUUACAAUAGGAAUUAAACAUUUGUACUAAAUAUUUGUACUACCCAGCGCCGCCAUCAGGGAAUGACAACCAUGACGGUUGUCAUGGGCACGGUGGUCCUGGGGGACCCAGACUGCUCAGGGAAUCCCAGGCCCCACAUUACCUAGGUGCAUAUAUAUAUAUAUAUAUAAAUAUAAUAUAAUAUAAUAUAUAUAUUUAUAUUUGCAUCUUUGGGCCCCCCGCUACCUGUAUUCAGCAGGGGGCCAAGCACAAUCGAAAUAUACUUCCCAACUGCUCUGCUCUGUCUAAGCAAUGCGAGCCAUGCGGAGCGUUGCCAUGGUAACCCAUGGCAACACUGACGAUUACGGCCCUCACAAGACUUAGACAGAGCAGAACAGUUGGGGAAGUAUAUUUCGAGUGUGCUGGGCCCCCUGCAGAAUACAGGCAGUGGGGGACCCGCACCAUGCCACCAGACCACCAGGAAAUGUGAUCUCCCCCCUCCCUGGCCACAGGUAAAAUGCAGGGAGGGCGAAAUAAAAUAACACUUAUUACAAUAAAUGGAAGAAAAAUAAAUAAAUACUGUAGGCUUUUCACCCCACAUUAUACAGCCCCAUACAUUUACACACACUAUAUACUAACAUUUACACACACUGUACACCAUGGGUCAUCAACCUGGUCCCUACCGCCCACAGGUGGGCGUUUCAGGAUUCCAGGUGGGCGGUAGGGAUUUUCUAAUUUUGCGAGAUUGGGUGGGCGGGCGGGUGGGUGCGAGCCGGCGGUACCCCUGCACGUCACUCCUCCCAGGUAACACACAGACCGUGCGGGAGGAAGACCAUCCACCUGAGCCACCACUGGACCCCAGGGAAAGUCACCCUCCUGCACCGAAAAGGUAGGAAACAGGAGGGUGACUAAAAUAUUUUGUGUGUUUGUUUGUGUAUGUGUCUUUGUAUGUAUGUCUUGUGUGUUUCUGUCUGUAUGUAUGUGUGUUUUUGUAUGUGUCUUUGUAUGUAUGUGUGUGUCUUUGUAUGUGUCGUGUGUGUUUGUAUGUGUGUCUUGUCUUUGUAUGUGUUGUGUGUAUGUGUCUUUGUAUGUAUGUUUUGUGUGUGUCUGUCUGUAUGUCAUAUAUAUAUAUAUAUAUAUAUGUAUGUGUGUCUUGUCUUUGUAUGUAUGUGUUGUGUGUGUAUGUACGUGUCUUUGUAUGUGUGUCUUGUGUCUGUCUGUAUGUGUGUAUGUAUGUGUCUUUGUAUGUAUGUCUUAUGUGUGUGUCUUUGUAUGUGUGUGUGUGUGUGUCUGUAUGUAUGUGUGCCUGUCUGUUUGUAUGUAUGUGUCUUGUGUGUGUCUGUAUGAAUGUGUGUGCCUGUCUGUCUGUAUGUAUGUAGGUAUGUAUGUGUGCCUGUCUGUUAUAGUGGGCUAUAGUAAGUAAUAGUAAGUGGGAUACCUAGCUCAGCCUUCCUACUGGGCCUUGCUAUAAGGAAGGUUAAAAAAAAAAAUUUCAAAAGGGGGAAAAAAAGGUGGGGAGGGGAAUUGAAGAGGGAGAGGAGGGGAGCUGACACACAGAUGAGAAAUCAUAUUAUGCGCAAACAGAGAAGUCGUCUGAAUAUCACCAAAAGAGGAGACCUUCGUUUGUUCCCUACGAAAAUCGAACCAGAUAUCAAAUAUUUAGUCUUGCAGCAUCAACCUCAAGGAUCUCAUUAAUCACUAGUAAAGGUAAUUUAAAUUUACUUUAUUGUUUUCUCAUUAAACUUUAUAAAGUUAAAAACAUUGUAAACAUGCAUUAAGUAGAAAUAAAAAGAUAAAUGUAUGUACAUUUAUUUUUUUUUAAACACCCUAAAACUGGUGGGCGGUAAGGAAAAUUUUCCAUCAAGAAAGAUGCAUUAGUAGGCGGUAGGUAGAAAAAGGUUGACUACCACUGCUAUACACUAACGUUUACACACACUUUACACUAUACUACAACAUUUACACACACUACAUCCUUACACAAACUAGCAGUCACUACACAAACACACACUCUGCAGUCACUACACACACUACAUCCUUACACAAACUCUGCAGUCAUUAUGCACACUACAACCACUACACAAACACACACUCUGCAGUCAAUAUACAGCCACUACACAAACACACACUCUGCAGUCACUACACACACUACAUCCUUACACAAACACACUCUUCAUUCACUACAUAUACUACAUUGACUGCACAACACACACACUACAUCCUUACACAAACACACACGCUGUAGUCACUACACAUACUCUGCAGUCACUAUACACACACUACAUCCUUACACAAACACUGUGCAGUCACUAUAUACACACACACACACACACACACUACACAAAGACACACUCUGCAUCCACUAAACACACACAUACACUACAUCCUCACUCACUGCAUUCACUAUACAAACACUACAUCCACACACAAACUCUGCAUUCACUUUACACACACACACACCGCAUAAAAUACACACAAACACUACAUCCACUACACACACACACCCUGCAUUCACUACACACACACACACACACACACACCGCAUAAAAUACACACAAACACACACUCUGCAUUCACUAUACACACCACAUAAAAUACACACAAACACUACAUCCACUACACAAACACACAUUCUGCAUUAACUAUACACACACACACUACAUCCACUGCACAAACGCACACUGUGUACUAUACAUACUGCAUCUAAUACACACACACACUACAUCCAGUACACAAACACACACACACACACACUCUGCAUUCGCUAUGCACACAUGCUACAUCCAGUGCACAAACACACACACACACAAUACAUCCACUACACAAACACACAUACACACACUACAUCCACUACACAAACACACACACUCUGCAUCUAAUAUACACUUUAUACAUUGCACAAAUGUACAGUCGGCAUACACUCUACACACUGCAUGCAUUACACAUACACACACACACCGCAUCCACUUUAUACACGCACUCUGCAUCCACUAUACACACACCACAAUCAGUACGGGUGAGACGGCCCUUUGGGCGGACUCCUGGGGCAGCUGCCCUGUGGGCGGACUUUGGGGGCGGCGGCCCUGGUACUACCGAUACCUUAGUUUGAGCUUCACAUUCCCCUGUGUAAUACAGGCAAAUCACCAAAGUGUGAAUUGUCAUGUAUUCAAAAUUAAUUUCAAGUUUACACCAAAAUAGCUUAGUUGGAAACAUUCUUCAAAACAGUUAUGUUUUCAGUUAGGGUGUUUCACUUUCACUUCCUCAUAAGUUAUAUUUUAGUGUAUGACCCUGAAUCUGUUUCAUUCUCUCUCCCUCUGAUAAAUUCAGCGUUUGUAGGGCUACCAGUAGAGCCUCUCAUUGGUGUCAGGAAUGCAUAGUUAAUCAGAGAUCCCAGUUGGUCCUUUAGUCCAGGCUUCCUCAAACUCCAGCCCUCCAGAUGUUGCUGAACUACAACUCCCAUGAUUCUUAGCCUAUUUCAUUCAUAGAAUCAUGGGAGUUGUAGUUCAGCAACAUCUGGAGGGCCGCAGUUUGAGAAAGCCUGCUUUAGUCCAUUAACAUGACCAUACUGCCAUGAUUUAUGUGGGCCUUAAAGAGACAGCAUUUUAUGUCUUGUUGUUUUAUAUUAACAGGAGCCGUUUGUCAGCUAGGACUGGUGUAAACCAAAUGUUUGGACCCAGUAUUGUCCUAAACAGAUUUAAACCUUGAACAUAUGCAGUAUUUUCAAUAUCAAGAGAUGUAAAUGAAUGUGUUUGUGGUAGUAUUCAACUUGCAUGCUAGUGCUACUAUAGCAAAGUAUGUUUUCUCUUUUUUUUCCCCUUUUGUUUGCUUAGUAAGACUAAUGGGUCCCACUUGGAAAUGGGAUUAAUACCUUCAAAAAUUAUAUACAAUUUGUAUAGGAUCGGUCUGCUGAUUGCCAAACUGCAAACUAAUAAUUUAAGGCAAUCAUGACUGAAUUUGAUGUACUAAAAAUGGCAAAAAGUACUGUGUGCAGCAAAGGCUUCUUUAAGACGUAAGGCCAUUUAAGUGCUUGUGUAACACCUGCCCCUAAACGUACAGUCUUACAAGUUCUGUAAUGUGUACAAACAUUUUAUUUGCACUGUGCACAUUUCCACUCUGCCCAGUUGUGUGGAUGUGGAUAUGUAGCAGAGUUUUAGCAUUGUCAUUGUUAGAGCCUUGUCAAAUCAUGUUUCCUAGAAAACUGACUUGUGAUUAUAUUCUAAUCUGGGUCUUCAGUCUGUCUGCUUUACAUACAUCCGGGAAAAUGGAUGAUGGGUGAUAUACAAUCAGUUGUCAAAAUGUUGUUUCUUAGUCUAGGGCAGGGGAAGGGAACCUUCGGCACUUCAGAAGUUGUGGACUACUUUCCAUCAUUAAGAGCAUUAUGAGAUCUGUGGUCUACAACAUGUGGAGUGCCAAAGGUUGCCUACAUCUAGUCUAGGGAAAAAAGUAAUUAUAUUGUCAAAAUCUAUAGUUCAGUCUUAGAACUAAUUACAAUACUUUUGUGUAAUAACAAUGCAAGUAAAUAAAUCUAAAACUUUUAUAAAGCAUAGCCACAUAACAAAGAAAUCCAAGCUAAUUAUCUGCUCUCUGGUGUAAAUUGUUAAUUUAAAUAAACACAUCAAAUGUUUUACGUGCAUCUAUCCUGGCAAACAUGACUUGAUGUCUGUUUAAAGGGAUACACGUUGAGCUAGGAGGUUCAUAAGACACAGGUCCAUGUGCCCCUAUGAUAGAGCUAUAAAUAAUAAAGUGGGGGCAUAGUAUUCCCCACUGCCGCCAUGAUUAUUUGCUAAAGUUAGAAUACAAAGUGAAUUCAUAUGAAAGCAUUGGAUUCACUUCUGAUACUCUCAGCCAAAGAGGCAGGGCAGGGGGUGGAGCCAAACUCUGAACUGGCCAAUUAACAUCUCCUCAUAGAGAUGCGAUUGGUCAUUGGCGCCAUUAAUUAAACUGAAUGGGGGGACUAAGACCAAGUUCCCACUGAGGAGCGGCAAGUGGGUGGAUCUAAUUGUAAUAACUCAGGGGACUUCAUGUUCCCUAGACUCCCACCCAUGGGCAUUGAAUGUGGGCUAUUAAGUUAUAAAUAAAUGGGGGGACCUAUGUUCUCACAUCCUCCAUCCAUUGACAAUGGGUUGGGGCUAUUAAAUAAAUAUUACUGGGUGGAUCUAGUGCACCCCCAGCCCUUAUACACUGGUGACAGCCAGGCUAUUAAUUUAAUAUAAACCAGGGGAACCUAGUGUGUCUCCCAAUAACCCACCCAUAGAAGACGGGUGGGAGCUAAUAAUAUAAUAUACAUGGGAAUACACAGGGAAUGGACAUUUGUGGACAGUUUAAAUACCCCCUUCAGUGGCACGGGGUCCCCAUGCCUCUAGCUACCCUCAUUAAAAAUACUUGCCUACCCUGCUCACUCUAAUAAUACUGACUGAAGGGUCCCAAUAAACAAAAUUUGUGUUAAAAAAAAUUAUACAAGAGAUGCCUUUUUUCUUUCUUAAAACGGAUUUUCUUUAAAACCAAAAUUAAACAAAUUAAAAAAAAAAAAAAAAAAAAGUACUCUGAUUGGUUGGUUUUCAAGCCAACCAAGUAUAUCACUUUGACUGACAUUGCAUAGCACGUUAAAGCCUUUAUAAGGUAUUUUCCCUCUCUGCAAGCUCAGUCUAUGCAGAGUCCUCAAGAUGCCAACUUAAAUCUAUUAUUCAGGCGUUUUUUGUUAUUUCCAGGAGUUUCCACCCCCCCCACAAUAUAGUCCUUUAAAAAAAAAAUGUUUUUACUAGGUAUGAUGGGACUUUAAUGGUUUGCUAUAUGUCCUUUUUAUAUGCCAUACCUGAUACUUUGAACCAUCUUCUUUAUAAUAUUAUCAACUGUUUUAUUUAACAUAAUUUAUAUUAGAAAACACUAACCGUUUUUAGUAAUUGUAUGUUCAUUGGGGUACUAUUAUAAAAUAAUGCAUUAAGGGUUUAUACACUAAACGCAUAAAUAAUAAUGUAUAAUUCACUAAACAUAUCAUGACCUAUUUAGUGUCCAAGACAUCAUACAAUUAAAUUUUCCCAUGGCACAGCUUUUAAAAAAAUUAUAAUUUGGCCUUUUUGGGUCUGUGCAGAAUAAAAGGAAAUCCUUUUCAUUGUUUAAUUGCAGUUGAAUUAUCAUGUAGUCCAGUAUUAGAGGAAAUACAAGUUCCAGAUUUGGUCUCUUUUCAUUUUAUUGUUUAAAAACCACAUGUCUUCUUCCCAGAAAUCUGCAGACACAGUUGGUAUCCAUCCCUUUAUCGAUCAAAUGCUAUACAUACUGUGAGAAUUAGCCUGGCACACAGUGAUAACAUUUUGAAAAGUAUGGGUAUGAAAAGUUAAUUGCUGUUUAUACGAUAACUGGAGGGUGCCUUCCAGCACUGUUAAAUAAGGCCAAUGCAAAAAUCUUUCCAGGGAGUCAUGUAUAAAGAAUUACGCCUGGAGCAAACAUGAGAAAUACAGUCAAUACUCAAAAAAGUAUUAAACAAGUGUAUGUCGUAUUAGACCGACAAUAUCCAAAUCUUAGAUUACUAGUAAUACCUAUAAUUUACUUGCCACAGAUAGCUGUUCGCCCCAAAGUAUCUCUUGACCCCUAGUUGGACAGUUUUUUUUGUAGACUAUAUUCUUGCAUGCUUUGAAUGCACUGGACCUUUUAUCAGACAAACAAGGUGCAUAGUGCAGUGUGACACAGACUAGUACCUUUUUUGCCUUGUUAAAUAAGGUUCUUUUAAAAUAGCAUCCUACAAAGGGUCAGUGAGCCCAGAGUACUCUCAGCUGAUUUGGAUAUUGAUUUCAGUUGGCCACUUUUGCCUAAAUAUUUGCUCAUCAGGCAAACUCAUCACAGGUAGAUAAACACAUGAUCACAAAACUCAGAUGCCUUUAUAUUACUUAGUAAGGUGUUUAGAAUAUUUCCACGGAUCUCUUAUGCCCAGUUUCCACUGAGCGGUACGGUUCGGGUCAGUACGGUCUGGUACGCUAUUUUGAGUGUUUCCAUUAUGAAAGUGGCCCAUACAACCGAACCAAACCGCGCCAUUCCUGGGCCCCCUCCAGAUGUAGGUCCAUAGGAAAUGGUACGGUACGGUUAGGGCGAAGCUACUGGCGUCACACUAUACAAUCCAUUGAUUGGCGGAAAGGAAAACAUCAAUGCUCACGACAAAUGACACUUGGUAUUUGGUCUACACCCCGCAUGCCCCCUGGCGGUCCGACUUGCAGUGGAAACUUUCACCUGACUAGGCUGGACCAUUCUAACCCUUCCGAACCGUACCGACCCGAACCAUUGCGCUCAGUGGAAACAAGGCGUAAGAGAUAAAUCAAGUUUAACCCCAGUAGUAAUGUUAAAAUGAAGAUAUUGCAGCAAAAUGUCUAAAAGGGGGGAAUGUUAAAAGGUAUUGGGUGUUUAAAACAUGAACUUAAGACAAGGAGGCAUACAGGAGGCAUGGGUGAUCCAUUCACCCUUUGGAGAAAUACCUUUCUUCCUCUUCAGUCCUCUCUUAGUCGCUUCCUAUUCUUUACUCCUGUUUCUCCUUGACCUUAUUUUAGGUCAGUUGUUUGACCUGUAUUUCUAUUACAUUAUAUUAAAAGGGACAAAUAUAAUUUAUUGUCUGUCAUGUUUUCUUAUACACGUUAUAUGAUUUAUGUGAUAUCUUUCAUAUACAAAGAAGUUAACACAAAACAAAAAAAGUCAACUUAAAAGCAAGUCUUGCUCAUUAACUGCAACCUGUAACCAUGGGUUUCCUUAACCUAAUACCUACAGUGGCAAUCAUAAUUUUGAGACUGGUGAAGUCAUUAUUAGUUGCAUUUUAAGUUGAAUUUGGGGAAACCACUUGAGGCAUUCAUUGUGUUGAGGUGUUUUUAUGUGAUUUGUUCAUUGCAAACAGCUGAAAGUCUGUCAAUUUUGACAAUAAACCUGGUUUUUAAUGGACUUUGAAUAAUUCUGAUUAUAAUUGUGUAUGUGUAUAUAUAUACACACACACAUACAUACACACACACACACACACACUUCAAGGAGGUUGUAUUUUCGUGCAGCUGAGCACCGGGCCAAUAUAUGGAGGAAGACUGGAGUGCAAAACGUCUACCAAACUGUAUGUGUGUAAUAUAUAUAUAUAUAUUUGAAAUAGCGUCAUUUUUACUUUGUGCAUACCUAUAUUUAUUUAUUUUGCUUUUGCAGAUGUGACAAUAUGCGAGUGUACAAGCUAGGUUUGAUGUCUGGGUGCUGGUGGAUGUUGGCGUUAGUCUGUUGGAUCAGUGACAAGGCCUUCUGUGAAUUAUGGUCAUAUUUCAACUUCCCCUACCUCCACUGUGUUUGGUAAGCUUCUUCCCAUGACAAUUAAUUAAUCUCAAACUAGCUAUAAAAGUUCAUGAAGAGUCUUCAGUUUCUCUUGUGUAUGAAAAAUGUAGAGAUUACCCUCCCAUUCCACAUAGUAUUGGUAGUAUUUGUUCUUUUCCUCACACAUUUUUUAGGAUUUCCUUCUCUUUUCUUGACUUUAACAUUAUAAUUGCAUACAUGUGUAUAUAUAUAUAUAUAUAUAUAUUAUGUUGCAAUAAAGUAAUGAAGAAAAACUUAUCUGCUCUAGCCAUGUUCUCUACUCUACCAUCAUUUUGGACGGAGGAUCUCACAAUGACCAACCAAAUGUAUCUCCAUAGCUUCUUUGGAUUGACAGUCACUUGAGGCACACAACACAGACACAAACUCAUAAAUGUAAACAUUGGCUAUUUCACAAAUGCGUAUGUAUGUCACAGUAAAGGGACUGCAUGUAGGCACCUGAGCACUAUAUUAAGCUGUAGUGGGUUUUGGUGCAUAGAGUUGACUUUUAAGAAACUGAUAUCUACGUAACAAAACUGUAACGUAGUAAGUGCUACGGAAUUUGUUGGGGCUAUAUAAAUGCCAAUGAUAACAAUAAUAUUAAUAAUAAUUUUCACUGUCAUGUAUGAGCAUAAAGUUACUUUUUUGGCUAAAGCAAUCAAUAAAUAAAAUGAAUUAGCUUUACUGUUAUAAUAGAAAUAUUUAACAGUAUCAGCUAGGCACUAAAUGUAUUCAGAAAGACUGUGGGCAUACAAGUGAUAUUAUUGUAAGCAGAGCCCAUGUCAACCACAGCACACAGGGUCUGGCCUGCCAGCUGCUUUGAGUUGUAGUACCCAGUUGCUGAAGGUUGUCCACACAUGGACACAAGGUUGUUCUCAAACCUAAAGGUGAUUUAAAAAAAACAUUUUCAUAUUCCUUUAUUUAUAAAGAAUGAACAGCUUCUGGGGGGUGUGACAGCAUUAGAAUGAUUAAAUUAGCACAUACAUUAAGACAAAGCUCAACUAGCUAGUUCAAACAUAUAUACAUUCUAGAAAGUAAUGCGGGUUUGGGCCAAGAGAGGUGAUGUUUGGUGGGUGAUGUACUGAUUUUUUAAAGAAAUAUGUAAAUACAUUAAAUAUAAAAGAAGAGAGUGGAGAUUAUUAAAAUGUUCUGUUUUAAAAAUGUAAAAAGAAGGAAUCACCAAUUUUAGCACCUUAGAGCACUUUUUAGAACAAAACAAAAAUUAUUAAUCUCCCCCUAUGAGUCAGAGAAAUAUAAAAUAAUUCUAUAAAACAAAAUAAAAUUGCUAAUUCUAACUUAAUUUAUUGAUAGGAAAUAGCUGCAUUCAAUAUAUGACCACUUUCACUUACGCAGUAAACAACCUUUUAAUCUUCAUGUUAAUUGUGCUCUUUGGUUUUCCUAUUAUCUAUCGUCAGUAGAUUCUGUACGUUUAUGCUACAUCUGUGACUAUAUACGUUUUCUAUACGGAGAUACUUUUGUUACAAUUUUUCCAAUGAAAGUUGUUUUUGUAAAUUGCUACAUGUAGAAUAGUUUAUACCUUGUAUACUUCCCAAAGUGUGUAAAUGCAGAGACAUUGAUGUAAAUAAGGACAUCACUUGGGCUCAGAGGAAGUCUUCAGUGUGUGCUGAUUAGGAGACUCUACAAACACUGCUAAUCACUUAUCUUUUCCCUUACAGGCAUAUCCUAAUCUGCCUUGCUGCAUAUCUGGGAUGUGUAUGCUUUGCGUACUUUGAUGCUGCAUCUGAAAUCCCAGAACAGGGGCCCGUCAUCAGGUUCUGGCCUAGUGAGAAGUGGGCUUUCAUUGGGGUACCUUAUGUCACCUUACUCUGUGCGCACAAGAAGUCUCCACUGAAAAUGACAUGAAAACUGCAAAUAGCAUUACUUUUUUUUUAUCAAUGAUAAUUUAACUGUCAACUUGCACACGACUGCCCGAUGCUCUCAGUUCUACCUUUCAUGGUGUGUGAUCUACCUGACUUUUUGGAAUUACUUGUGGUGAAGCUCAAUUAAAGAGAUCUAUUUAUUUACAGUUUUUUUUAAUUUAUAUUGUUUCACAUAACUUAAUGCACAGAGGAACAAUCAUAUUUUAUUAAAUUACUUUCCAGUAUUCAAAUGGAUUUAAAUGCUUGGAUAUAAUUAUACUUAUUUAUGGGUUUAACAGGAAACAUGGGAGGUGAUACUUAUUAGAAAUGUGGACACUGAGCCUACAUUUUAGUUUAUUUGAUUAGUAUUUUAUUAUUAAGAUUGAGAUUUCUCUCGUUUUCAAGUAUGUCAUGGGCUUGCAGACUUCUGGUGGUUGAAGAUAUGUCAGUUGCUUAUAUGACCAGGUGAAGUCACCAUUUAUAGUGACACUUUCUUACAUUCUUCUGCGUUUUCUAAAGUACAACGUCUUUUCAUAAUGAGAACUUUCUAUGCAGUCUAUAAAUGCAGAAACAAUCAAAAUAUUGUAAGCUAGUAAUUAGUAAUGUCCCGAACUGUUUGCCACGGUUCGCCGCGGACUCCAGUCAGCUGACACAUUCCAGCCAAUCAGCAGCAGACCC